Molecule: messenger RNA, 1410 nt
Organism: Frankliniella occidentalis (western flower thrips)
Lineage: Eukaryota; Metazoa; Arthropoda; Insecta; Thysanoptera; Thripidae
Product: protein pellino-like
Biological process (GO): regulation of Toll signaling pathway; protein polyubiquitination
Molecular function (GO): protein binding; ubiquitin protein ligase activity
Source: RefSeq, a predicted model, not a curated record
UAACCAAGUAAAUUAAAAUUGAAACAUAAUCAGUGGAAGACAUGUAUAGCACCAAUGUUGCUGGAUGCUCCAAAAAUGAUUGUCGUAUGGUCUCCAGCUCUCAUUGCACUGAGACAUAUGGGGGAUUUUUUUUGAUUGGGUGUAAUGGUCGCCUGCCUGCAGGAGACAAAGGUCGAAAGUGCUCCAAAUUUAUUUUGGUAAGACGUGAUGUUCCAAAUGGGUUGAGGCAGGCAUCUGCACAUCGCAUCUCUUCCCCCAAAUCCUCAGAACCCACCAAAGCAACUGAAAAAUUCAUCAUCCGAUACAUCUUUUCAAAUGAAGAAAGUGUACUUGUUGACUAUGCUUCCGACAAAGAGACUGAUAUGUUCCAGAUAGGAAGAUCAGAUGAAAAUGACUUCCCUGUUCUCGGUAAAAUUGCUGAAGGUAAAGGGAAAGCACGUGGAUCCACAGUAGCAAAAUAUUCAUGUAGAGUCCUUGCCAAUAGAGCAAACAAAAGUGAGGUGCGGAUCUAUGCUGCGGGCUUUGAUUCCAACAAAGAAAUUGUUUUAGAAGAAAAAAAGGCAGUUAAAUGGAAGAAGGGGAGUGAUACAAAUGUGGACGCAUUGACAUUCAAUGGUAUUUUACUCAAUAACCCAGAGGGAUCGUUUUGUGGGGGUGAGCUGGAAGCUGGUGUUUGGAGAGAGGUGUCCGUUUGUGGAAAUAUCCUUUCUCUCCGUGGUGUACGGUCUUCACAUGAGAAAGGACGAGAAAUUAAUACCUCUACUAAUCUGCUAAGAGAUGGUUCUCUGGUUGACUUGUGUGGAGCCACACUCCUCUGGAGAUCAGCUGAGGGCUUACAGAAAUGUAUUAAUGAAAACUAUAUCAAAAAUAUUUUUAACAAAUUAAGUGAAUCCAUUAAUGAUGUUUUCAUAAUUCCAAGGAAAUAUGUACGUGAAGAGCUUGAAGACAAGAAGCAAUAUCCACAUGUUUAUGUAAACUGUGGACAUGUUCAUAAAGGAAGACUGCUUCCUGAAGAUUGUCCUUCUUGUCAAGUGACUGGCCCUCACCAAAAUUUAUGUAUGGGAAUGGAGUUUGCAUUUUAUGUUGAUGAUGUUAAUGAUUCAUUCACUCCAGAACUAUAUGCCUUCAUUCCGUGUGGACACAUAGCAACAGAGAAGACAGUAAAGUUUUGGGCAAGAACUCCGUUGCCUCAUGGCAAGAGUGGCUACCAGUCCAUUUGCCCCUUCUGUGGCACUGCUUUACAAGGAUACCCAGGCUACAUACAUCUCAAAUUUUGUGGUGGUUCAACUUAGCCUUGCUAUGGGGAUCCUGCCUGACUUCAUCUGUGUUGACAACGAACUUCAGAAUACUUGUGAUAAUACAAAUAAGAUGUAAACAAAACUGAAAUAAAAACCCACUUAUUUCUUAGAA